Molecule: messenger RNA, 4475 nt
Organism: Chelonus insularis
Lineage: Eukaryota; Metazoa; Arthropoda; Insecta; Hymenoptera; Braconidae
Gene: fdl
Product: fused lobes
Exons: 6
Coding region: 724-2607 (627 amino acids)
Biological process (GO): carbohydrate metabolic process; glycosaminoglycan metabolic process; ganglioside catabolic process
Cellular component (GO): plasma membrane; lysosome
Molecular function (GO): beta-N-acetylglucosaminidase activity
Source: RefSeq, a predicted model, not a curated record
UAUUUUGUACCAUCAGAUGUUAUUAUCGACAUAACUAGCGUUGAAGAAGUUAAAAAAAUCCGUGGUAGAUGACGGGGUAAUGCAAUUUGAUCAAUUUAUCUAUAUUUUGUCUUUCCCGCGACAACAUGUAGAUAAACGUGUACAUACGAAUAGGUGUACGGAAUAUACUAACGUAGUAAUGCAAGCACAUAUACAUUAGCACACGAUAAAUAGCGGUAGAGACAUGCAUGAGAUUGUCAAAGUGAAAUGAGAGAUGCUAGUCGGGUUCCGUAAAGCGUCGCAGUAGAUUAUUGUCAGAAAAGUCUCAAGUAAAAAAAAAAUUAGCUAGAUGUUUUCAUUGCUGUUUUUUUCGUACAGUCACUGAGAAAUCGACGUGAGUGUGCGCGCCAGUAAAAUAGUAUUUUCUCCUCUGAUAUGGCACCGGGAUACCGUUGUGGGAUCGUCACCGUUCAUACAACAAGCAUUACCGUUCUCUUUCUCAUUACGCUGUGAAUAAGUAAAAUACAUAAAUAAUCUAUAUUUCCUGGAGCUUCACUCAGAGUUUAAUACAAUGCUUUUGUGAUAUUGAAUGGAAUUAAAACGAAGAAAAAAGAAGAUUUAAAAAAUAGCGAGUGUUGAAAACAUCAAAGCGUCUAAAACAAUAAAAGAGACGUCUGUAGAUUAGAGUGAGUUCAAAAUUGUGGAUGAUUUCGUUGCCCAGGGAAGAUUGACAGGUUGAGAAGAAUGAUAGGAGGAGGACUUCCUAGUGGUUGGAUGAGGAGGUUUCUCCUUUUCCUUGUUCUAAUUACUGGGAUUUUCCUGAUUGCUAUGUACACCCAUGCACCACCACUUGUUUCUCUGAAACCAUUUACUCCAAAAAGAACUUUCCAUUCGCCAUGGUCAUGGGUUUGCGUGGCAAAUAGAUGUGAAAGAAAAGCUGUGAAAACACCACAAAAGUCUCUAGCAGCUUGUAUGGCUAUGUGCGGCGGAAACGAUCGAUUACUUUGGCCAAAACCAACAGGCAACGUAAUUCUUGGUGAUGGAAGUGUCAUGUUGACUAUCCAACAGAUUAAAUUUAUUACGACUACUGCCAGUAACCAGGAAGUUGUAAGUCUGUUGGAGCAUGCUAAGGACGUAUUCAUUGGAAAUAUCCGAAAUUUGGAAAGAUCUUCAAACAUAAAAGAACAAUCGACCAUUGAUAAGUUUGAGAUACAUCUAAAUACUGGAGGAGGUCAAAGUACUAGACUUCUCUUAGACACUGAUGAGUCCUAUAAGCUCGAGGUGAAUUUAAAAGAAAGAGUUCUUUACGGCAGAAUCACAGCUAAUAGUUAUCAUGGAGUACGACAUGGUCUAGAAACGCUCAGUCAAUUGUUCUGGUGGGAUGAAUCGACAGAAAAACAAGGUCUUGCUGUGUUAUCAAAUGUCCUUGUAGUAGACAAGCCCACGUUUCAUUAUCGAGGUUUAAUGAUCGAUACUGGAAGGCAAUUUUUCCCCGUGUCCGAAUUAAAGCGAGUGUUGGAUGGAAUGGCAGCUUCUAAAUUAAACACUUUUCAUUGGCACAUUUCUGAUAGUCAAAGUUUUCCUUUUGACUCUAGUGUCUUUCCACAGAUGGCUCGAUGGGGUGCUUAUAGUUCUGAAGAAACCUAUUCUCCUGAAGAUAUUCGAGAUAUAGUAGAGUAUGCGAAGAUAAGAGGGAUCAGAAUACUCAUGGAAAUUGAUUCACCAGCACAUGCUGGAGCUGGGUGGCAGUGGGGUCCGGAGUUUGGAUUUGGAGAUCUUGCAUUGUGUGUUGAUCAAGAGCCUUGGUCUUCUUAUUGUGGGGAGCCUAAUUGUGGACAAUUGAAUCCGAUCAACAAACACACAUACAAAAUUCUCGAAACGCUUUACAAGGAGCUCUUAGACUUAACAGAAGUACGUGAUAUUGUACAUUUAGGGGGAGAUGAAGUCAAUUUAGAGUGUUGGGCUCAGUACAGUAACAUAACAGCAGCAAUGCAAAUGCAAAACUUGACUGAUCUCCAUUCAAUGUGGGCUGACUUUGAAGGAAAAGUUCUUCAACGAAUAAUUCGUGCUAAUCACGAUGAAAUUCCUAAGGCUGCCAUUCUCUGGAGCUCUCCAUUAACCAAACGCCCUUGGAUUACAUUACAUUUUGAUCCAAAACUUCAUGUUAUUCAAACAUGGGGUGGCAGUGCGUGGCCAGAAACGGGAGAUCUUUUAGAGGACGGAUUUAGAGUUAUUUUAUCUCAUGUUGAUGCUUGGUAUUUAGACUGUGGAUUCGGGAAGUGGAGGGAAACAGGAGAAGCUGCGUGCGGUGAAUAUCGCACUUGGCAAACUGUUUACAAUCAUAGACCUUGGAGAGAUUACCAAGCAACUAUUAAUCUUAUUCUUGGGGGAGAGGUGGCUCUUUGGAGUGAGCAAAUUGGACAAGCUUCAUUGGGACCUCGACUAUGGCCCCGAGCUUCGGCUUUCGCGGAAAGAGUAUGGAGUGAUCCUUUAAGCUCAAGUUACUUAACGGAAGAAUCAGUAUACACAAGAUUAGCUUCUCAUAUGGAUCUCUUACAAAAUCGUGGAUUAAAAACGGAAGCAAUGUGGCCUCAGUGGUGCUCUCAGAAUCCAGGUAAAUGCCUCUGACCGCUUUCUAAAUAGAAUCAAACAGGCUUAGAGUUACUACGGAUUGGCGAUGCAAAAGACAUAAAAAGUCAUUAUUAAUAUUGUAAUUAUUAUAGAAAAAAUAUUGGUUUUUUUUUUCACUGUGAUUGUACAUACAAACAAAAUUUCUUCGAUAAAUCAAUGUCGACGCGAUGAUAAUAGUAAUGAUUACAAUCAAUUCUAGAAGGACAUUUGAUCUAAACAAUAAUAAUUUGUACUAUAAAGCCUGAGAAAGUGGAGCUUAUAGAUGAAAAAUAGUUUGUAUUGUGAGAAACAAAAGACAAUGAUACGUGAUCACGUAAAGUUCUUUAUCUCAAUUUUUAUUUUUAUCACAAUAGAAUUUUUGAUAAAGCAGAACUCUACAUGAUUACGUCAGAGAGAACAUAUAUAAAUUUUUGAUGGUAUUAUUUAAAAAAAAUAAUGACUGAGAACCAAAUUAUGAAUAAAUUUUUUUUUAAUCCUGUCGUAAGUUGGGUUAACAAUAUUUUAUAAUUUAUUGAUUAUUUCUAUGAACGAUGACAACAUAACAAAAAUUAAAAAAAAAACCAUCAUGUAAUUUAUUUAAUGAUCUACUGACAUUAGCGAAGAAUAACAAUUGCAUAAAAUCACAUUUAUUAAUUAACAUAAAUCUAAAGUCCAACUUUUGCUCAUUAUAUUUCGUGUUCAUAGAAAUUUGUUGGAUUUACUUAAGGAAGUGAUAAGAAUAUUUUACCUUACCUUUGCUUCUAGAUGAGUGCAUUUUUUCUCAGUAUCUAUGAAUAAAUGUAUAGUAGUUAUCGGUCGCGCAAGAGUUCAAUUGUACAUUAGUCAAUCAUGCGAUAAGAUGAUUCGUACUUGUUUUCUAAAUAGAUUUAUAAAAAAAUAUUAGAAAGUGUUUAAAAUCUCGUUAUUCAUUUAAUUAUUAUUAGUGUUGAAUAUAAACUGAUUGUGAGAUUAAAUAAUUGGUACUUGACAAUGGUCUUUGAAAUAUUGUCGGAAUCAAGCUUAAUGUUAUUUGGGAAAAUUCGUUUAGCGCGACCGUUGACAAGUUUGAAAAGAGACUAGUAUAAAUUCAUUACUAAUAAAAUAAUAGUAAAAGGUAUUUCAUAAGAUGAAUUAAACAAAAAAAUUAAUAUUGUUGGCAUUUCAUUCUUUAAAAGUGCCUUUAUAAGACUCAGUUUUAUAAUUUUAAUCACGUACUGUGAAGCUAUAUCAACGAGAAAAACAAAGAUUUUUAAAAAUAUUAUCUAGAAAAAGUUCAUGACAACUAAACAACAAAAACUAUAACAAAAAUUUUUUAAUGAAGAUAUAAAAAAAAGUAAAAACAAAAAUUAAUAAUAGAAUUAAAUUAUGUCAUCAAGAAUAAAAUUUAAUGAAAUUAUGUGAGCUAUUUUAUAAUGUAAAAUACUGACAUUUUGUUAACAUACUUUAUACGAUUGUUAUGCUUAAAAAAGCAGAAACGAUGAAGAUAAUAAGACCCAAGUACUAUAAAACCGUGGUUUGUUCAUUACCUGAACAAUACAAAUGACAAUGUUCUCAAUGACCCAGAAUUCUUUAAUUACGUUCACUUUUGAACUUUACAAUUAGCAAUUUUUUACUGUAAUACCUUAAUGAUCAACUUAAAAAUUGUAACAUAGUGUAUAAUAGUGAUAAAUGAUCUUAAUCAUAUAUAUAUAUAUAUUUAGAGGUGUCGAUAUUUGUAUUAAAUUAUUAUUAUUUCUACAAGCAUAAUUAAUUUUAAUGGCGAUCACAACUUAAUUAGCCAAUAGCGGUAUUUUUAUAAUCCUUAACCCCUAGUAUUUUUUAUAAAUCGUAUAAGAUGAAUAAAUGUGCUAAACCAUCUUAAUAAAGUUUUAUUUUUAUUUAAAUAA